This is a messenger RNA of Spodoptera littoralis (African cotton leafworm), 184 nucleotides long. The record is from the annotation of a GenBank genome assembly. Lineage: Eukaryota; Metazoa; Arthropoda; Insecta; Lepidoptera; Noctuidae.
UAUUUUAAUUACCAUUAUUGAUAUUUUAUUUUUAUCUAAACUUAACAGAAAAAAGGAGAUACCGUAAAUAGCUAAUAACUUGGUUAUUGAUAUAAUGUUUCAUAAAAUCAUGCCUUUUAUCCCCGAAGGGGUAGGCAGAGGUGUACAUUAAUGUUACACCCACUUUUCACUAUUUGUGUUAUGA